CAGGUGAGGAGAUGCCGUUUGGCCGGAGGAUCGCUGUGCCGCCGCCGCCGCCCCCGCUGCUGCUGCUGCUGCUGCUGCUGCUGCUACCGGCUGGAGCUCAGGCUCAGAGUGGAGACGGAGACACUGACGUGGAGCCCAGAAUCAGCUGCACCUCUCAUAUCACCAAAGAAGGAAGCAGUCUGACCUGUCAGCUGCUCAGAGGCAGAAACGACAACGAGGAUGAUGAAGACGACGAUGAGGGCGAUAGCAUCGAGAGAAUGACCCUGUGUCACACCGACUACAGUACGACAAUGAAGAGUCUGAAGUGUGUGGAGGAUGUUGGAGACACAAUCCGCUCCAUAGACCAACCUGUGGUCGUUUUCAACCUGACAGUUCGCUCAAAGAGAGGACGCCAGAUUACAACCGCCGUCGACCCGAAGAAAAUAAUUAAGCCGAGAAGUCCUCGGGUGUGGAACGUCACUUUCAACCAGGAGUCUAACCAGGCUGUCAUUCGCUUUCGGAUUCCGUACCACAAUGAUUACCUGAAAGUACACAAUCAACUGUUCCAGCUGCACAUCUGGACCGCCGACAAGAAAAUGAUCCAGAACGUCUCAUCAGAGAACAACAUGAAGGUCGACAUGGAGCACCUCCUUCAAAGCACCGAGUAUCACGUCGCAGUGCGAGCCAUACCGGUGAAUGUUCUGAGGGGCAGCUGGAGCGAGUGGAGUGAAACGUUCAAUUUCUCCACUCCUGCUAAAGACGUCCAAAAAGAGACACACGAAACGGAGGAGGUGAUGUACAAACUGCCUGUGUUUCUCAUCGCCUUGGUGGUGGUGGUGACUCUCAGUGUCAUUUUCCGGAAAAACAAAAUAAUCACUUACAUGUGGCCGAGGAUCCCACAUCCUAAAGACACACUGGUGCAGAUCUGCAAGCCAAAUAAAGGUCUUCUGUUAAAUUUCAAACCUGAAGUGUUCAGCACCCUUAAGGUCUACCCGAUGGAGAAAACAGAGGUGCAGCCGUGUGAGGAAACGGAGCCUUCCAUCAGUCCAGCGGCUGCCGACAGCACUCAGCCGGACGGUCCCUGCUCCACCCAGAGCUCGGACUGCAGGAGCACCACCAGCGUCAGCACAGAGGAGCUGGAGCUCUCUGCCCUGCUGAGCAGGAUCUCCUCCGACGGAGAGGGAAGCCUCCAGAGCGCCAGUCCUUCCCCCGUCAACGUCCUCCCGCUUGGGGACAGACCUCAGACACCUGAGCCUGAAUGCGGCAGCGAAGGAAACGAGGCUGAGGCGUUUGAAGUGAGUCAGCAGGAGGAGGCCUACGUCACCAUGUCCAGUUUCUAUCAGAUCAAGUAGGUCACGACGAGGAACUGGACCAGAGCCAGUGUUUAUCAAACUUCCGAGAAUUACACCUUAAGAUGCUCUAACAAAGUGCUUCGCAACUUGGGGCUCAGGACCCCCAUGAGGUCCAAAGAUAAAUCUGAGAAGGCACAUAAAUUUAAUGAAAACAUCUUUUUUUUUCUUUUUUUUACGGCCACGUGAGCAGCAAGUCUGUGGAUGAUAAUGUCUGUCGGUCUGAAGGCUUUUCUCAUUCUCCAUGCACCGUGGAAGUAGAAAUCCCUCCUCUGCUUCUAUACUGUCUGUCGGCCCACCACUCAAUAUCUCAACAACUACUGGACAGAUUUCCAUCAACGUUUUUCCAGACGUCCACUAUGUCCAGAGGACGAAUCCUACUGACUUUGUUCCACAGUCCAGCCCCACAGAGCUGUAGCAUGGCUGAAGACUCUUGGCAUCUUCCACCUUUUCAUGCCCCUAAAAAUCCUGCAAAUCAAACAAUCUGAGAAGGAAAAAUCUGUUUUUUGUCCACACUAUGACCAGAACCCGGCACGAGUGGUUACAAGUGGAUAUUGCUUGGCUUUAAAGGAUCCUGAGCAAAAAAGGCUGGGAACCACUUAUCUAAAGAGCCGACCGAGGAGCAGACAAGUUGUUAUCAAGAAACUCGCUCCUACUGACGGCGAAGUGAUGGAGGAACAUUUAAGAGAAGCUCUGACCUAUCACAUGGUUGAUAACGUGAUUGAUUAGACCAGGGAUAACUGAUCAGAGAUGGGGAUUUGCUCUACAACUGGGCCACUCUUCAUUCUUCAAAAACAAACCGUACAUAAUGUGAUAUGUUACUCUGCAAAGCGCACUUGAUUUGAUUUUAUUUUUAGUUAACAUUAAAUCUUCUGUAGCAAUUGAGGGGCAGUUUCCUCUGUCACAGAUUACAAAAAGAACAGUUUAAAGUUUGUGCAUCAGAAAUUUGAUAAGUAGCUUUUAUUCUCAGGUCUGCGAGUAAAAGCGGAGAAUUUUUACUUUUAUCUUAUCUUUUCCUUAUAUCUAUUAUUUCACAGAAUGUAGCAGUUUGAUAAAUGCCAGUUAUUGAUCUGUAGCCGUUGAAAUGUAGCUUUUUGUGCAUGUUGUUGCUUUUGAUGCCAUAUGAUUAUAUCGAGCAUAUUUUCAUGAUGUCUCGCACAUUGUAUGCUGACAUACAGACGGGUGACAGGUGAAUGGAGAAUCCAAUAUAAAGUGUCUUCGUCAGGUGUUGGGCCACCACCGGCCUCCAGAACAGCUUCAGUUCUCCUCAUGAUUGAUCCUCCAAGUCUCCGGACUCUACUGGAUGGACGGACUCCGGUCUUCCUAAAGAUGUUCCCUGAUCUGGUGCUUUGAUGAUGGUGGUGCAGAGCGCUGUCUCGGGCGUGGGUCCAAAAUCUCCCACAGCUGAGCACCAGAUCUGGUGACUGUGAAGGCCACAGCACGGGAUUCCCAUCAUUCUCAUACUGAUCCAACCACUCGGUGACCCCUCCGGCCCUCCGGACGGGGGCACUGUCACCCUGUUUCUCUGCUCAUUUUUCAGGUUCUUCCUUUAACUCGUCACCCGUCUGUACCUCCUACGGUCCUCUGCUGUCGUCCAGAGGUGGUUGUUGGAGGAAUCUAAGAAUAUCAUACCAGUGUUUCUGCAUGUGUUUUACUACAACUUACACGAUACUUUAAUUUUUCCAGAGAACAGUCCCACACAGCAGCUUACUGGUUAAAGGGUCAAUUCAUCUUUUCGCUGGACACGCAGAGCAUUACCUGUCUCAAGCAAGUUUAAAGUCUGCAUGUCUCAACCAAACAGAAAUAAAUGGAUUCUUGUUGCUGUCUGGAGGGUAAUCUCAAAAUGUAUGUAGCGCCGGGUGACAAAUGAAAGUAAAUUUAAAUCUAAAGAAUACUAGUGAGGCGUGAUUCCACCAAGAGUCUCCAGAACAGCUUUAGUGCUCCUUGCCAUAGAUUCUUCAAAUGUGGAGUGCGCUGUUUAACACAUCAAUACAAAGUCUCCCAUAGGUGUUCAUCCACCUAAAAAGGACCCCAGAACUUUGUUAAAGCCCACUAGAACUCCUCAAUACCACCAGAACCACCUGAAGGACUGUAAAACCUCCUAAAUGACCAGCAGAAUCCCCUAUAGAGCCAAAAAAACCCAAACCAGAUCCUUCUAAAUGACCUAUGAGUAACCUCUUCAAUGAAUACCACAACCACAGAAACGAUCCUUAGAACCAAGUAGAGGACCCUCGAUGAACCUCGUCACUGACCACUAGAACCCCUAAAGGGAAAACAACAACCACCUGAAGGACCACCAGAAACAACAAAAGAAUAACUAGAACCUUCUCAAUGACUAAGAUAACCACAUGACGUAUCACAAGAACCACCCAAGGACCUCUACAAUCUCCUCAAUUGUCCCACCAACAACCUAGAUCCCUAGAACCACCUAGAACUUCUUCCUUGAUCCCUUGAACCAUCUAAAGGACCACUAGACCCACUUAAAAGAUUCAUAGAAUCUACUCAGGGACGACAAGGGCUUGCAAAAGGACCUCACCAACCAUCUAAAGGACUCCUAUCUAGUCCCAGUAGAACCUACUCAGUGAUCACACCUAAGGGAUCCCCGAGAACCCCCAAAAGGACCCAUAGAACUUUUUCAAUGAUCAACAGAACCACUUAUAGGAACCCCUAGAGCCCAGAGAGGUCCUCUAGAACCUCCUCAAUAACCACAAAGGACCCCUAAAAUCUCCUAGAUGACCACCAGAACCACCUAAAGGACCCCUAGAGUCUUUUCAGUGACUACUAGGACCUCCAAAAGGACCACAACAACCUCCUAAAGGACCUCUACAACUUCCUAAAUGGCCACUAAAACCCCAAGAACCUGCUUUAUGUUAUGUAAAUAAUGCACACAUGUCAGACCAACGUGAACAUGCAGGUGUUCCACCACAAGCCCUCAGAACAGCUUCCCAGCUCCUUAUGGACAGAAACCUGUAGGGAGGCAUCUGUACUCAUCUGUCACCUGUCUGUGGAAGGAUUUACUACACAUCUUUGAUGGACUAAAACAUGCAAAAACACCUGCGAGGUCCUUUGGAGGAAAGCUGCUUGUAUCUGAGCUCGUCAGAUACAGACUCCUGGUGUGGUCUGGAACGGGCCGGUCUCAUUAUUAUAAAGCACUCGGCCCACAUUCCCCCUCAUGACGAUCAUACCUAGCAGUCUGCAGGUGAGCUGUGGAUGUGCUGCAGCGACCUUACGGGACUGUUUCUGUUUCUGCUCUGAGUCAUGGAAACGCCAAAGACAAUAAAACAACGCUGCUUCUCAAAACAUCUGACACAACCUACACCUCAUGUUUCUUUACAGCGACAGCUGGGAUAAAUACACAGAAUGUAUCAAUGCUUUAUUUUCUCAGAAUUAAGACACCUGUCUGUCACAUUUCACUCCACAUUAAUCUGUACUAAACACACAGUAUAACCUUUAUGUUAAUGUUUCAUUGUACCUAUUAUGAAAUAUUGUUUAGCCAAUAUUUCUUUAUUUAAACAACACCAAUCAUGUUGCAUAUCAAAGUACAAUAAAAUAGA
Messenger RNA from Xiphias gladius (swordfish), 4882 nucleotides. RefSeq names its product interleukin 7 receptor (gene il7r). NCBI's taxonomy places the organism in Eukaryota, Metazoa, Chordata, Actinopteri, Istiophoriformes, Xiphiidae. Gene Ontology annotation, cellular component: external side of plasma membrane; membrane. Gene Ontology annotation, biological process: hemopoiesis; cytokine-mediated signaling pathway; positive regulation of receptor signaling pathway via JAK-STAT. Gene Ontology annotation, molecular function: cytokine receptor activity; protein binding. The transcript has 8 exons. The coding region runs from base 12 to 1331 and encodes 439 amino acids. The record is from RefSeq and is a predicted model, not a curated record.